Messenger RNA from Ylistrum balloti, 3219 nucleotides. RefSeq lists its product as uncharacterized. Lineage: Eukaryota; Metazoa; Mollusca; Bivalvia; Pectinida; Pectinidae. The transcript is spliced from 8 exons. Bases 1 to 3219 code for a protein of 1072 amino acids. The record is from RefSeq and is a predicted model, not a curated record.
AUGGCAUUGAAACUAAAAGGAAUUCCCACAAUUUUUGGGGAAACUUUUGAGAAAAAUGUCACCUUCUGCGUGGACACAUCGGGAAGUAUGUUUAAAGGCCUGGAUGUGGUCAAAGAACAUUUGGUGGAAACUCUGUUAAAACAUGCUCAGAAGAGUCAGCCAACAUCAUUUAAUAUAAUAGAGUUUAAUUCAGAAGUGACACAGUGGGCAGAUAAGAUGGUAAAAUGUAGUGCUGAAACUGUUGAAGUAGCUGCAGAAUGGGUGAAAAGACUAAGUGCAAAAACUGGGACCAAUACCAUGGAUGCAUUGCUGACUGCACUCGAGGAUCAUGGUUGUGAGGCAGUCUACCUUGUUACAGAUGGCCUGCCAGAUCAACAUCCUGUGGACAUCCUUGAUCAGGUGACAAAUGCUGUGCGAGGCCGUCCAAUUCACUGUAUCUAUCUUUGUUCAGAAGAUGCCAUGGACACAUCUGCAAUUGAAUUUCUUGAAGAUCUAUCUGUCGAGUCCUAUGGAUCUUUCCAUAUUAUCACUUUGACCCAACAUGGCUGUGUAGAACGUAUCACUCCAAUCUACAGGGCAGAUCAUGCUCACGAGCGAAUUAUAAGAACAUUAAAUGGAACGUUACAUAACCAUGCAAAACAAUGCAGUGUAGCCACGACUCUAAAAGUGGAUCCUGAAGAAUCCCUCGCACUUACACCACGGGUUUCCUUUUUCAACCAGUACCCGGGGUAUCCCGGUUAUCCUGGUAACCCCUAUGUUCAUCCUGCAUGGGGCAGUUGGUUCAUGCAACCAUACCGUUAUUACUUUCCUAAUGGAUGGAGUCGGUAUCGCCCUGCACGAGGAUGGCUUAAAUCACAAGAAACAAUGUUGGAUCACAUCGAGAAUUCUGGUGUAUCUCCAGCUGCUGGAGCCCUUUUGAUUGGCAAGCGAGUUCUGGCACGUCGAAUUGACGAUGGAUAUUUCUAUCUCGGCACCAUCAAAAGCCAGAUUUUAUCCGAUAAAUUCUUGGUCGCUUUUGGUCCAUGUAAACACGGAAAAUAUAAGGAAACAACAUAUCAGGACACAUUUGUUUACGAUCUGGUGGACUACGAAGACGCCAAGCGCCAUACUAUCAUCACCUCAGACAAAGUGCUGGCCCCAUGGGAACCCCAAGGGGAGAGGUUCGGGCCUGGUGUUGUCAUAGAGGGACACGAGAAAAGGGGUUCUGAGGGUCCUGAUGACCUACAGAUUACUGUCACAUUCUCUAAUGGACGAACAGAGCGAGUUGCUGCAGACACUGCACUUUGGGUCCCAGAGGAGGUAUACGAACGUCUAGUACUGGAACUGAAAAUGCCACGAGAAGCAAGAGAAACCCUUCAGACUCACCCUCACUACCCACUGGAGAACCUCCCAGGCUAUCCCACCUCUGGCCCCCAAGCUGAGCCUCGUGUAUUUGAGCAGCCCCACCCAGUGACCUUUGAUGUAGACAGUACUAUUGGGAGUCUGUCUUGGCAGUACCCUUACACUCCGGGGUACCCUGUACAACUCAAACAGCCACAGACCUCCAUCAAAUCUGCUGUUAGUAGCAAUGACAUGAACAAACUUGUACCAGGUACAGACAUGACUCAGGGACAACUUGAUGAAAAAAUCACCUCACAACUGAUGGAGCAUAAGUUAAUCAUAAAUACAAAACAGAGUGACAGACAAAAUGAGGAAAAAGCUGCCCGAGAGGAGAAAUCAUUAGAUAUAGAGAAGGAAGAACAAAAGAAUGAAAAACAGUUGAUGGAAGAAAGUGAAAAAGCUUUGAUCAAGGCACAGCAGAAGGAAAGAACAGAGGAAGAUCUGGCAGCAAGAAUUCAAGAACUGGAACAACAGCUGGAGUUAGAACGACAGAAAGAACAAAACAGACAAACAGAGAAAGAUUUAGAGUUAAGACAACAAAUGGAGGCUGAUCAGUUAGAGUGGGAACGACAGAUGGAAAGAGAACGUUUACUGAGGAAGCGAGAGAAGCAAGAAGAAAAUAUUCUUCGAAAGUCAGUCACUUUUAAGGAUGAUGUGCAGUUGGAAGAUCUCGACAAGUCAGCUGAGGAACAAGCCAAAGAGGAAAAGAUGGAAGAAGUCAAAUGUGAAACUCCUCCUCUGCCCAGGGAAUGCUUUGAUUACAAAUUCUUUGCUGGUGAAGACAACAGAUUUGCUGAAUCUCUUCCACGGCGUCGAAGGGAAUCUCCCCCAAGAAGGUCUCAUUCCCCUCGCCAAAGAUCCAAGUCCCCACCAAGAAGAAACCGAUCUCCUGCCAGGGAUUUUAAUGUAAUCUACCGCCGCCCAGGGUCAGCCAAAAGGAGCCAGAACAAGGCCCCUUGGAUAAAAUACUGGGGUAGUGACUGUGCCCCUGAAAUGAUUGGUCCUAACAGACCAGGUCCAUUUAGGGAAACAGCCCUUCAAGCUCCCUUAGAGGCCAAAGAUCACAGCAGAAUGCCACCCUAUAGUGUUGAGUGGGCAAAUUCAGCAUUCAAGUAUGUUGACCCGUACGCAAAACACUGUCAUGCAUCUAAUGUGGAGAUGUUAAUGAAACCCAAGUACCAGAAUGCUAUGUUCCCACCUCAUCGCCCUUCACAGCCCCAAGUCACACGCAGCAUGUCAGCAGACGCCAAGGAGGCAGCAAGGAGGGAGUUCAGGAGGAAGAAAGUUGUCCAGCGACAGGUUGACUGGAAUCAGCGACUCUACCAACAGGAUCGGAUGAAGGAGCUGAUGCAGGAUAACCAUCGGGAACGUAUUAUGGCUCAACUGGAACACGACCGACAACGGCUAAUUAAUGAGGAAAGGAUGGUUCACCAGUCAAGAGAAGCCAAAAAACAAAUUAGUGCUGAGCUUAGGUCAAAACGUGAGGAAGUCAAAAAACAACAAGAAGAACUCCGAAUUAAACGAAUUGCAGCAAUGAGAGAAAGAAGGGAGAAGAGAGAAAUAGAACAUGUAAAGAAGGAAGAGGAAACAGUAGCUCUAGCAGAGCAGAGACAGCAAGCUCGAAUUCAAAACUCCCAAAAACGCUGGGACCAACAUCAACAACGCCUUGAAUCGGAGCAAGUUCAAUUCAGGCAGCAUGCAUCACAAGUCCUAAAUGCUAAGGUGAACAGGAUUGAACAUUUCCGGAGUCUAGAGGAAGAAGGACAGCGAAGAAAGGAUUUGCGCAUAGCUGUCUCAGACCAGCACCUAGCAAAUUAUCGUUCACAGGUUUUGCCAUGA